AUAGAGGAGGAUCGGUGGUGGUAUUAUCGAGAGAGUACACGAAGAGUGUCUCAUUGAGUGUAGCGCGUGUUGUCUCCUUACGAACGCUUGCCAGAGGUCCUCCGUCCUGAGUUCUCGAUCCUGAGGAAACUCGGUGCCUGUUUCGAAGACGAUAAAGAUAUUAUUGUGAGAAAAAAUCAUUGAAACUGCGGGAAUUAUCGAUCGAAAUAGAGCUGCUUGAAUCGAUAAUCGAUAAAAGAAAACCUUUUGUUUUCGAGCGACUGUCGUACGCGCGGAGAAAGUGUCGUCCGUGUUAUAGAAAAGCUGCGUGCCACUGGAAUUCACGGAGCAUCGAAUAAGCAGGAAAACAAAUCGAAAGAUGGUCGAAGCACUCCUGGAAUCGGGAGGUCAAGAUGUCGUCGUUGCGCACAAUGGACAAUCGCGAGCUGGCACACCGACUGAAUACUCACCGAGUAUCCCCCAAAUCACACCGGAAAAUCUCAACCUCACAAACAUUCAAAAAUUUUACGCCGGACAGAGCAUUUUCAUAACCGGAGGAACCGGCUUUUUGGGCAAACUACUCAUCGAAAAACUACUCCGGAGCUGCCCCGGAAUCGCCAACAUUUACCUGCUCGUUCGUCCAAAGAAGGGGAAAAAUCCUUACGAAAGGACCGAGGAGCUUUUCGAUGAUCCACUGUUCGAGUCUCUGAAAAAAUCCGUCCCCAAAUUCCGCCAUCAAAUAGUGGGCAUCGAAGGUGAUUGCAGCAAGCCUGGCCUCGGGAUAUCGGAGAGUGAUAAAGCGACCCUCAUCAACGAAGUGUCGAUAGUUUUCCACGUUGCAGCGACUGUAAGAUUCGACGAGAAGAUCAAGCUCGCUGUAGCCAUCAACAUUCAAAGUGUACAAGAUAUGAUAGCGAUGUGCAAGAAAAUGCCAAAAUUGAAGUCUUUCGUCCACGUGUCCACGGCGUACGCUUACUGCACGCAGAAUCCAAUCGAAGAAAAAUUUUACGACCCACCGAUAGAGGCCGAUAAAUUAAUAACGAUGGUGGAAUGCGUCGACGAUCACUUGGCCAACGUCAUAACACCGCACAUCCUCGGAAGGUGGCCAAAUACCUACGCCUUUACCAAAGCCGUGGCCGAGAGUGUCGUCCGAAAAGACGGCGACGAUAUGCCGAUCGGUGUCUUCAGACCAGCAAUCGUGAUUUCGACGUAUCAGGAACCUAUCAGAGGAUGGAUCGACAAUAUGUACGGGCCAACGGGAGUAGCAGCUGGUGCUGGCACUGGAUUGCUUCGAACUUUGCACUGCGAUGGCUCGAUGCAAGCAAAUGUUGUUCCAGGUGACAUGGUCGUCAAUGCCUUAAUUGCGAGUGCUUGGGACAUCGCCGAGAUCAAAAAGACGAACUGCAAUAGCGACGAAAUUCCAAUCUACAAUUACGUGUCUAAGGAUAACCCAAUUACGUUCGACGAACUGAAAGACUUGUCCGCGAAGCAUGGUAUCGAAUAUCCGAGCAGCAAAGCCAUCUGGUAUUACAGUUUUCGUAACAACAAAUACAAAAUUAUUCAUCUCCUGUACGUGUACUUCCUCCAUUUGUUGCCUGCGAUCGUGAUCGACGGUGCGACGAUGUGCAUUGGAAAACAACCAAGAUUGCUCAAGGUGUACAAGAAGAUCCACAGGUUUAUGGACGUGCUGAAUUAUUUUUCGACGAAAAGAUGGGACUUUGCGAACGAGCGAGUGAACUCGUUGCACGAAAAAAUGCACGAGGAAGAUCGAAGGAAAUUUUUCUUCGACAUCAAAUCGCUCGUCUGGGACAAAUAUUUCGAAACCUACAUUCAAGGAAUCAGGACAUAUUUAAUCAAGGAUCCCCCCGAGACUCUGCCGAUGGCACGAGUCAAAUGGCAAAGGAUGUACUGGAUUCACCAGGCCUUCAAACUCCUCGUAGCUUACGUAUUCCUGCGGGUCACGUGGGCCAUUUUCUCUGCUCUCGUACCCACCGCCUCCUAACCGAUUAAACGACUUAAGAAAAACAACGACGUUUCUUCAAAAAUGAGAAUCCUAUUUGAAAAAACAUGUCGCGAUUCUUGCUCCGAGUCGUCGCUCGUGUGGUGGCAACCAUUUGUAAAUGCAACUUUUUCAAAAAGUCAUCAAAAAAGUUAAGCGUAACGUCGAAUUUUUUGUUUUUUCAAACAUUUAAAAAUAUUUUCACAUAGAUUACAAUAUUUUUUUAAUUAUUCAAUCCGCAAUUUAUUUCGGCAAUGGAAAGCGUAUUUGGCUUCCAUCGAAUUAAUUCGUCAGCGACGAUUUUUGUUGACUGAUUCGUUGAGUUAUUGCCAAAAAAUUUGGGCCUAAAAAUACUUAGUCGUUGUUAAGAUAAAACUGAAACAAACAGAGAAUGUGACUAGAAAUUUAGGGAAAAAGUAUGAAUUCGUUGAAUCGAACUCCGAAGAGGUUCGGAGUCGAAAUUUUGAAGAAUUUUCAAAUCUAAACGUUUCAGCAUCUCGUGUACACCGAUCACAGAAAACUCGCAUCUUCAUGACUUUCAAUUGACUCGAACUUUUGUAACGUUUGUGAAAACACGUCAUUUACGAAAUGAGAAUAAAUGGACGUAAAAAAAGUUGCGAGAGGAUUGAAACUCCUCGAAUCUGAAUAACGAAGAUAGCAGAUCGAACGAUCUGAGAAUACGUAAGACAAUUAAGAAAGGAAAUCGCACUUGAGUCGCGCGGCAUGCAAAUUAUGAGAGUUGUGCUACUGGUAUUAUUCGCAAGGCGUAAUUAUCAUUAGUCACGAGUAAAUGAUCCGCGCGCGUUGUACAUCAUUCAAGAUUUUGUACUCACAGUCGUUUUUUAUUUUACUUUUUUCGUUAGUCGUUAAACUUUCAUUGUUCGAUGUGAGUGUACAUCGUAAUUUUGUAUGUUAUGCUAUUUAUAUUAAACGAGUUUUUUUUGUAAAAAA
Venturia canescens is the source of this 2929-nucleotide messenger RNA. Its product is annotated as fatty acyl-CoA reductase wat-like. The transcript has 9 exons. The coding region runs from base 359 to 1981 and encodes 540 amino acids. The record is from RefSeq and is a predicted model, not a curated record. Gene Ontology annotation, cellular component: peroxisome. Gene Ontology annotation, molecular function: alcohol-forming very long-chain fatty acyl-CoA reductase (NADP+) activity. NCBI's taxonomy places the organism in Eukaryota, Metazoa, Arthropoda, Insecta, Hymenoptera, Ichneumonidae. Gene Ontology annotation, biological process: long-chain fatty-acyl-CoA metabolic process.